UUGCCAAAACGAAACAAAUUAAAGGAUUGAGUGUUGGGCUUGAAUUGAAAUAUAAACAUCGCUUUGAAAUGAACCACGAAUGUAACAUCUUGAAAAGAGAAGAAAAAAGAAUAACAUCAUUUUUGAGUGAUAUUCAAUUCCUAGGAAUCGGUAAUGAUCUAAUAGUUACAGGUUAUCUCAGAACUUUUGGUCAUCUUAAGAAAUUGAAAUCUCUUGGAAAUUCUAUUGAAAAGCACUCCCAGUAUGUGAAUUUACUCCAUGUUCUGAAAUUCGCCCAAUUUUUGACGAAUCUCGAGCGACUUGUUACUUUUUGUGAUCAUGAAUCUGAUGAUUUUUUUCAGGUUGAAAAUCAAUUACCGAUAUUUGGAAAUCUUUUAGAUCUUCAGCUUGUAGAUACUUCAAGUGGUGGGUCAUAUACUCUUACAAAAUUCUUGAACUUGUGUCCAAAUGUACUCAACCUUUUUCUGAUUGUGAAUUCUUAUCGAAUGGAUCUAAUGCAUCAAAUCAACAGAAAUUUUAAUGUACAAAGAUUGGAUUUAUUUAUUUUUCGCUGGAAUUCAGAAAAGAUGAUCAAAACUAUUGAAAAGUUUCCAAACUGUCGAUACUUAAGUAUUAGGGGUGAAUCUUCGCUAUCUUCAGAUGAAUUGAUCCAUAUAAUUAGUACAUUACCUCAUUUGUCAUUAUUGUUGAUCGAACAUGCCGGGAGAGAUUCAGCAGAUCAACAAGUCGUGAAAAACUUUUGUCACUCACAAAAUCGUAAAAUCGAUGUUUAUUUUGGUUCUACAAAUGCGAAACUAUUUAUGUUUCAUGAACUUAAUCGAUUGUUUUUUAAUCACUUUCUACAUAAAUGAAGUGUAAAGAUUGUACGUUUUAACUCUCCAUUUAUAAUCGAACCUAACAAUAAAAAAAAUCCAACUAAUUAAAAUAUUAUGUAUGGGUUCGUAAUUAGGAUCAUUUUGCCUCUUCUUUUUGGCUUGAUCACAAUCAACACUGAGAGACUUUGAUUGGAUCCAUAAUUGUAUCAUGAUUAACAUUUUGUCAACUUCUAAGGUUAAAUUAGGAUCAUUUAAUUUUUCAAGAAAAUGAGAGGUUAAAUUGGGAUCAAUUA
This is a messenger RNA of Panonychus citri (citrus red mite), 1108 nucleotides long. RefSeq lists its product as uncharacterized. The coding region runs from base 69 to 851 and encodes 260 amino acids. The transcript is spliced from 3 exons. The record is from RefSeq and is a predicted model, not a curated record. NCBI's taxonomy places the organism in Eukaryota, Metazoa, Arthropoda, Arachnida, Trombidiformes, Tetranychidae.